UUGAGAGGUUGGAUUUAUCUUUUAGUAAUGUGAAUGGUUUUCCUAAAUUCCCUGCACGAUAUCCAAAUCUGCAAAUAUUAGAUCUCUCUCAUAACAACAUUCGUGGAAAACUUCCCAAAUGGUUUCAUAAGAAUCUCUACUCAUGGGAAAGCAUUGAAUACAUCGAUCUUAGUUUCAACAAGUUGCAAGGAGAUCUUCCGAUUCCACCCUAUUUCAUUAUUAGUUACUUUUUACUCUCAAAUAACAACUUCACAGGAAACAUUUCUUUCGCAUUCUGCAAUGCAUCGGCCUUGAGUGUGCUCAAUUUGGCGCACAACAAAUUAACAGGCAUGAUCCCACAAUGUUUGGGAACACUUCGUUAUCUUUUUGUAUUGGAUUUACAAAUGAACAACCUCAAUGGAAUCAUGCCUAGAAACUUUUCCAAAGAAAAUCAAUUUGAGACUAUAAAGUUGAAUGGCAAUCAAUUGGAAGGACCAUUACCACACUCUUUGGCUCAAUGCAGAAAUAUUAAAGUUUUGGACCUUGGGGACAACAUCAUAGAGGAUGUAUUUCCCAAUUGGCUAGAAGUUCUACCAGAGUUACAAGUACUGAGUUUAAGAUCAAAUAAACUUUAUGGUACAAUCACAUGCUCUAGCAUCAGACAUCCAUUUCUCAAGUUGAGAAUUUUUGAUGUCUCUAACAACAAUUUUAAUGGUCCGUUGCCAACAUCAUGUAUUAAGAACUUUCAAGGAAUGAUGAAUGUGAAUGACAGCCAACUUGGUUUGCAAUACAUGGGCUGGCGUGACAACAUAAUCGGCAAAUACUAUAGUAAUUCUGUGGUGGUUAUAAUGAAAGGUUUUGACAUCGAGCUAACAAAGAUAUUGACUACUUUCACAACUAUCGAUUUAUCGAAUAACAUGUUUGAAGGAGAAAUUCCAAUAUUUAUCGGACAAUUAAGUUCUCUCAAAGGACUUAACCUUUCGAACAAUGGAAUCACUGGUAAAAUACCACAAUCUUUGAGUUAUUUGAGAAAUUUGGAAUGGUUGGACCUCUCAAGGAACCAGUUGAGGGGUGAGAUUCCUAUGGCUCUCACAAAUCUUAAUUUUCUCUCUGUAUUGAACCUUUCACAAAACCACCUUGAAGGAGUGAUACCUAAUGGUCAACAGUUUGAUACAUUUGGAAAUGAUUCCUAUGAAGGAAAUGCAAUGUUAUGUGGACUCCCAUUGUCUAAAUCAUGCAAAAAGGAUGAAGAUCAGCCAUCACAUUCAACAUCUGAAGAUGAAGAGGAAUCAGGAUUUGGAUGGAAAGCAGUAGCAAUAGGAUAUGCGUGUGGGGCAAUAUCAGGGUUGCUCUUAGGACAUAAUGUAUUCUUCUUUGGGAAACCGGAAUGGCUUGUAGGACUUGUUGAACAUAUGUUUAACAUGAGACUGAAGAGAAGAAACAGUAGAGCCGGUGCAAAUCGCAGAAUAUGAAUUAAUAGUCUCCUGGAUAGUGGUUAGUUGCUCAUAUGUGUAUGU
Molecule: messenger RNA, 1496 nt
Organism: Trifolium pratense (red clover)
Lineage: Eukaryota; Viridiplantae; Streptophyta; Magnoliopsida; Fabales; Fabaceae
Product: receptor-like protein Cf-9 homolog
Exons: 1
Coding region: 330-1451 (373 amino acids)
Molecular function (GO): protein binding
Source: RefSeq, a predicted model, not a curated record